ACCUCCCAGUUGAGAUCAGACCCCCCUAAACGCCUCCUUCCUUCCCUCUCUCCUGGACUCCUUCCUUCCCUGUCGGCUCGUCCUAAUUGCCGGUAUAGACGUGUCGUGCAAAGGCAGGCGGCACAUCGUCUAGCUCCACGUUGGACUAUUCUCACCUGGCGGACUCCUUUGAUUUUGCACCUCGGCGACUCUUUUUUUCACUAGGACUGCUAAAAUAAAAGUGUGGACUCCUGUUAGUCUACCGCGUGACACGAUUUUAUUUCUUCUCAAUGUUUUUGGCUGGACGUCUGCCGUCACAUCAGGACAAGGGAAAAUAGUAAGCGCAGUGUGGUUUCAUUUUUAAGCGUCCUCUGGAUUUUUGUAUCAUUUUUUUUUUUGCACUUGACUGAGUUGACAUUGUGCCGGGAUGGAUUCCUUCAUCGUGGCAGCUCUGGUCCUGUGCUCGCUAACGGCCACAGCCUGCGGGGACAAAGGCUCCGGCAAAGCCAGGAGUUGUUCGGAUAUAAGGCACUUUUAUAGCGGGAAAGGAUUCCCUCUGGACGGGGUUCCUCAGUCUGAAAUAUCCGGCGAGCACCUGCGAAUCUGUCCCCAGGGUUACACCUGUUGCACCAGUGAUAUGGAGGACAACCUAGCCAUACUGAGUCGAGGAGAGGUGGAAGGACUUCUCAAAGACGCCGGACGAUCCUUGCAGGUCUCUCUCGCGGGACAAUUUAAGGCCUUUGACGGCUAUUUUCUGGAGUUGCUGAACCAUUCAGCCAUCACACUGCAGGAGACAUUCACGUCUACUUGGAAAUCUUUCUACUCCGAGAAUACCCAGGUGUUUACAGACCUCUAUGCAGAUUUGAGGCACUACUACCGAGGUUCUAACAUCAACCUGGAAGACGCUCUCAAUGAUUUCUGGGCAAGGCUUCUAGAGAGGCUGUUCUUUCACGCUAACAAGCAGUAUUCCAUUGGGGACGACUAUCUGGAGUGUGUUUCUAAACAGUCAGAGAUACUUCACCCUUUUGGAGACGGGCCCCGUGACCUUAAAACAAAGGUCACACGCACGUUUGUGGCCGCCCGUUCCUUUGUUCAAGGACUGGUCGUCAGUGGGGAGGUUGUCCGCAAAGUGUCGCAGGUGCCGUUGAGCCAGGAGUGCAUGCGAUCCAUCAUGAGGAUGACUUACUGUCCACACUGCCGGGGUACGGCCUCAGCCAGACCUUGCGUCAACUACUGCAGCAACGUCUUGAAGGGCUGUAUGGCCAACCAGGCUGAUCUCAACACCGAGUGGCGGCACUUGGCAGAAACUAUGAUGCAAGUGUCAGAUCGCUUCGAUGGCCCAUCUGGAGUGGACGUUGUGGUCCUUUCUCUUCCCUACCGCAUAUCAGACGCUAUGAUGACCAUGGUUGAAAAUAUGGAGUCAAUUAACACCAAGUUGCUCCUGGCGUGUGGCCCGCUCAGAGAAAAAUCAGUCAGUGGUGCAGCAACAGACGUCUUCCCGAAGAACGAAAAAGUUCCAGUCGAAGAGAGGUCAGCGAACAGCGCGAACAAACUUGGCCGACUGGUGUCUGAUGUAACCGUAAGGCUGAGGGAUAUGCAGCCAUAUUGGAUUUCUCUCCCGAGAAUGCUGUGCAGUGACAGAGUGGCCACCGGCGCAGGCGCUGAAGAUCGGUGUUGGAACGGAAUGACUCGUGCCAGGUACCUCCCAGAGGUCAUUGGCGACGGUCUGGCGAGCCAGAUCAACAACCCUGAAGUCGAAAUUGACAUUACCAAGCCAGACAGGGCAAUAAGGCAGCAGAUAAUGCAGCUGAAGAUCAUGACGCACCGCCUGAAGAAUGCUCUAAAUGGCAACGAUGUAGACUUUCAGGACACCAGUGAUGAUUCCAGCGGUUCUGGAAGUGGCGAAAUUUGCAACGACGAGGUGUGUUCCCGGGGCCCUCACUUUCGCAGCUCCAUGACCGAACGACCCGUUUACCCUUACCUUCCUGAAAACAAGAAGGUGGUGAAAGACUCAGUCAGUCAGAACCUACCCUGCAUCGUCACCUAUUUGAUUUCGCUGCUCGUAUUGCUGCUGCGGCUGCGGUAAUGGGCAUCGAAGAGCGAGGCCAGCUGGAACUGUGGUUGGGACUGGGUUCGGGCUCAAUGAGGGUUCUAAAAGGAGGGGGAGGAGACAAGCGGUUUGGGUGUUAGUUACUCUGCCAAAAACUACACUUCAUAUAAAGAACUUGGACAAACUUUCUUAUGGGUUCGGAUGAGAAGAAAAAUGGGAUUACAAGUAUACAUGCGCUCUUGUCUUUACGCUCUUGCUAUAAUAUAACACUAUUAGAGCUGAUUGUGUUAUAUUUUAAUGUUUUUGGUGUUUUGAGUUAUUGGAGAUCUGGCGUGUACCGACAAGACGUGUAACACUAACACUCUAUAAGGAGAGGAAGACACUCUCAUUAAUGCAUUUCUUAGUCCUCCUUCAAUGGCAGAGUACUUUGAUAGUAUUAUUUAUUUGUCAAUAACCUACUAUAGUUCCCAGAGUGGUUUAAUCACGCCCUAAUGUCAAACAAUAGACGCAGCAAGGCUCGAUAUCAGCACUUUUCCAAACAUGCCAGAAGUACAAAUAGCUAUGAUUAAUACUGGCAUGAUCAUUCAAAGAGGGAGAAACUGGAUCUCAGCGCCCGUGAUCUCUUUAAAGACCCCCACCCUUGGGUCAGGUCUCAAAUGACGGCAAAAUGCUGCCCCCCGUCCAAACAGAUUUUGUAGGUCAGAAUUUUGACGAUCAGAGCAGAAGCAGGUGCACUGUGGUCAUGUUGCUGCAGGGCACAACUCCAAAGUGCAUCCAAAGACGAAGACCCAUUCUAACCGUAUUUUCACCUUUUCACACACCCAUUUGCCAUUGUGUCAUUCAAUCUAAAUAGCAACCAAAAAUAUAGUCUAGUUUGUAAUUUCAUUGAUUUGAAGUAAUUAUUUUUUCACAUGUCCUCAAAAGUCUCUGCCAAUUCCCCUCAUUCCUCAAUUCAUAUGGCCUGGACUCCAUCCUUUGUUCUUUUAUCUCUUACAAUUGAGGCAAUGCACGUCACUGUGUGUCAGAUUUUAUUGGGAACACAGUGUUAGGGUAGGAUGGCCUGUCUUGUUCCAUAAAUGUGCAGCAUAUUCAGCAAGUUCGGGAGAGUUCUUUAAUGUUGGUGAAUUCUAAAAAAGUUAGUCCUAAACUGCACCUCUGUGCAGUUAGCCCCCAAUCACCUGCAAAUUUUUAGAAAAAUUGUCAUAGGUUUGUGCUCGUUUGGCCUGAAAAAAAUGUUCAGUUUGUGCUGCUAUUGCUUUUGAGAUAGUAAUAAUUCUUUUAUAGGUCAAUCAGAGGUCAACCAGCCCCCGAUUUUGUUUUGUUUUUUAAUAAAAAUGGUGUCAGGUGUAUGUUUGUGCUGUACAAAUUUUCGUUUGUGCUGCUAUCGUUUUUGAGAUAUUAAUUUCGAGUGAUGACAUCACUCAGCCCCUCAUUUGUUGCAAGAUGGACCUGAAAUGGUGCCAUUCGUUUAUGCUACAUUUGUGUUGUAAAAAUUUUGUUUGUGCAAUCGUUUUAUUGAUAUUAAUUUUGAGUGAUGGCGUCAAUUGCAGCGACUCCGUCGCACCUGACAAGACAUACCAACUCUCUCAAGUUAGUUAUUAUUUAGUAGUUAGUUAGUAGUUUAAAGAGGGGUGCAAGAGCAGAGACUGCUUUUUUUUCAGCAUUGUCUGUGUUUUCCGCCAUAUCUUAAUAUCGAAAAAUGACAGCAGCACAAUUGAAAUUUUUACAGCACAAACAUAGCACAAAUAUUUGACUCCAUUUUUAGCCAUUUUUAAUCAAAAUGGAAGGCUGAAUGACCUCCGAUUGACCUAUAAAAGAACUGUUAAUAUCUCAAAAGCGAUAGCAGCACAAAUGAGCACAAACGAAUGACAUUAUUUUUCUAUAUAUCUGAAGGGUUUUUUUCCUCUUUUUUUUUUACACUAAUACAUCAUCCCGCCCCCACGUGUCUCAAGUCAAGUCACAUUUAUUUAUAUAGCCCUUUAUUGCAACAGUCUCAAAGGGCAUCAGGCCCACAGUUGACGAAAAUUAUGACAUCCCACAUCCAAACCUCUCAGAGAAGGAAAAACUCAAAAUCCAACCUUCGGGACCUUGAGAAGGGACCACAGAAGGGGGGAAUUCCCCAUUCAGGAUGUUCAGGCUACAGUGGCUGCCAAAUGGGCAACAUUUAUUAAAGGACUUGAUACCAAUCCCUGACAAGUAAAUUAUGCACCCCCCCAAGGAGUCUGCAAGGUAGCAGCAAAUUUCUAUGUUUGUCUUAACGAAGCUCCUCAGCUUACUUCAACCAAGGUUCAACAGUGGUGGAUGAAGUACUCACUUUUUUACUUUUACUUAAUUACUUUUACUUAGGUAAAAGUACAGCUACAGGGGCAAAAAAUUACUUUAGUAAAAGUACAAGUAUCAAAGAAAAAAAUACUUUCUCCCGAUGCAAAAAUGUGAUAUAUGAAAUCUGAGCCAAUAUGCAAAGAAAGAACCAGAUAAUUCAUUGACCGCUCAAUUUUAUUUAAAACUGUGCAGAAUGGAAAAAAUAUACAAGCAAUAAAAUUGACUGCACUGUAAACGCAAGCUUAACAUGCUCAAAACUUAGCUUAAUGACAAGCAACGGUCAGGUGCAUACUAGAGCAGUGUUUUUCAAACUUUCUGAGUCACGGAACAUUUUCACAUUGGAAAAAAUCUCACGGUACACCACAAACCAAAAAUGUUCCAAAAUUACUUUCUGUUCAGUAGAUUUAAAUAUAAAAUAACUUCCCAAUAGUUACUCUUACUCAGUGUGAAACCUGAGCCUGUUAAGAUGAACACAAAACCGAUAUACAGUCAGGAAUUGAAGAAAGACACACACAAAGCUCUUCUUCAACACCUCUUAGUCUCUCUUUGUUUUUAACUUUUAUAGCAGUUAGACUUGAAUAGCUCAGAAUUAUCAUACAAGGGGACCUUAGGCGAACAAAAAAUAAACAAAAAAUAAUCCAUUGACUUGUUUUGAAGCGACGGGUGUUUCGUUUGGAGAUGACGUUUAAGCUUGCUUGGCACCAUGGUGCUGUUGGAUAGCUGCUCGUGUGGCGUUCAAGAACUGCUCGGAUUUCUAACCAUCAGCCACCUUACUGUCCUGGACAAUGUGUUGGAAUAAAACACGGGGGGGGAUUGACGAUCGUCACAUAUGGGUAAAAUUGAAAGGACACUUUCGUGUACUGUACAUCGACACUUGACAUGACCAAUCAAAUAAUUUACAGUAGACGUUCUGGGGUCCACAUUGUCGUGGACAGCUAGGUGGCUGAUGGCAAGAAAUUCGAGCAGUUCUUGAACAUGAAACGAGCCAUACCUCCCUCAUCUGCACACUACCGAAAACUUCUCACCACUCCUUUCUUCUUACUGCAACUCCGCCCGACAACGUGGAGAAAAAAAAAUUCUCACGGCACAUCUUACGAUCUCCCACGGCACAUUAGUUUGUCGCAGCACAGAGAAAAACUCCCAUUCCAUCCCAAUCCCAAGGUUGAGUCAAAAAGUAAAUCCCAUCCCGUCCCGUUCCCAGUCAAAAUGACUCCCACUCCUGUUUUUUCUUUUUCUGUUUUUUUGUUGUUAAACACCUUUAAUUUGGUCAUCAGGAAAGUCACUGGAUUUUUUUUAGAUUAUGUACUGUGUUUAAUGCAGUUUAAAAUCAAAUUGACACUACUCAUCCCCGAGUCCCUACUACUAGACCCAUAAAUUUUUUGACACGCCAUUUAUUUUGGAGUGGCACCCUGCCAUUUCAAUCUCAAAAAAUUUUCUUAUAACUUGGACCUUCCUCCUCCAGUUUAACUGAUGGGCAGUAUUUCCGAUUUUUGUCUUUUGUUCUCUAUUCAGGUUUUCACCUCAACUGUUCGCCAUGUUGAGUCCGCACAAAUAUAGUAGCCGGAAGUCAAAGCAUUGGGAACUUAGGAUAUUGGAAUGUGUAGUUCUUUUGAUGUGCCAACGCAAUUCGAGACAGUGUUGGCCAAUAAAAAUACAACUACAAAACUGGAUGCUUCAGUCUUCUAGGUUUUUUUAACCCAAGUGAAAAUUAUAACCUAUUUAGGUGUUCCCGCUCCCGUUGAUUAUUAGUCCUGUCCUGUGACCCGCUGUAUUUCCCGAAAUAAUUCGUGCUCUAGUCUUGUGCAAACCCCUACCUACUGUACAAGAGUGUGCAGAACCCAACCAUCUGAAGGUGCGCUGCUCGCUGUUGGUCACUAUCUUUUUCACCUGCCUAAUCUUGCUUGUAUAUCUCAUAUUGCACUAGAGGUAGUGCUCAAUUAUGGUACAGCUGCACGGGGCUUAUCGAUUAAAACGGAAAGAGCAAUUCAAAAUGAGGAAAAAAAAACAACAAACAAAAGUAACGAGUAAAUCAGGCAACAAUUUGAAAAGUAGUGGAGUAAAAUUACAGAUACGUGCUGCGAAAUUUAGUCAAGUUAAAGUAAAAAGUACCACUUCAUAUUUGUACUCAAGUAAAGUACAAAUGCACAAAAAUGUACUUAAGCACAGUAACGAACUACUUUUAUGUCAUUACAUGUAGGGCUGCAGCUAUCAAUUAUUAUAGUAGUCGAUUAAUCGAUGAACUGGUUAGUUCGAAUAAUCGAGUAAUCGGAUAAGGAACAUGAAAAAUUAAAAUACCUAAGCUCAGCCGCAAACAGUAUAAAAAGUAAAUAAAUGAGGAUCUAUGUACAACAAAAGAAUAAUUGGCUAACUUGCAUAGCAAAAUUCCGCUAGCUUAAAUGCUAUUAAAUGCUAACGUUACUUUUUACAGUGCUCUUAACAAAUGUCUCAGACACAUAUUCCCACAAAAAACGCUAAAUAUACCUAUAAACUAAAUUGCCAAUGCAUUAAAAAAAAACUUUAGCUCAAACAAAAGCUAAUGUUGUUCUUAACAGUGAGCAGCUGGAUUCACCCAUGUGAAUGAGGCAGACAAGACGGCAGUGUAUCCACCCAAGUCAUUAAAAAUAAAUGAGAACACUUUCAAAGUAAACCAUUACAAUGCCACUUUAAUGAAACGAAUACUCGAAGCAGCAAAAUUUAAUUUGAAUCUUUUUUUUCUAAUCGAUUGCUCGAGUUUAUCGAAUUAUCUUUGCAGCACUAAUUACAUGCCGCCAAUUGGCUUCAAGCUGGCACCAAUGCGCUACACUUGUCCUAACCAGUCUCCUUACUUAAACUUUUCCACGGCCCCAUGAUGGUGGCAAAACACUAUUGUUUGCCUGAAUGAAGCUCCUCAACUCACAAUAUAAGUUCUUGGCACCAAAAAGCUUUAUUAAUUAUUUUUAAUCAAAUGGCGCCACAUAGGUUGCCCCAACUCCAACUAACAACUACCCUUUGCCACCCUGCAAAAAUUGCAAAUAUGGGGCGAUUCAUUCAUUCAUUUUCCAAGCCGAUUAUCCUCAUGAGGGUCACGGGGGUGCUGGAGCCAAUCCCAGCUAACUACUAUACGACAGUUCACUGUAUUGUAAUAGGUGUACUGAUGAUAUGCUUUGCUGAAAUAUGGAACAGAUGAGACGGAGGAUGCUUUUAAUUUUUUCUAACUGCACCAUUACUUCAAUAGCACACUGGGACAAUCAACUAUAAAGCAGACAUGAAACAAGACAUCGUGGAAAUUUGUUAUUGACAGAUUAUUUAUUUGAUGUGACAAUGCUUCAUGCCAAUAUAUGUUCAAUAUAUUUCUUUCCCUUUUAAAGGAUAGGUAGGUGCAAAGAAUGUGCAUUUGUGGGACGAGUGGCAUACAGUGUUGCCAUUUUCAUUGAGUCUUGUUUUAAAAAUAUUGGCAUAAAUUAAUUUGAUAAACUAGGCACCACCAUACUGUGUGGAAGAACAAUAUAAAGAACUCCAUACUGUAUUUUCCCACACCAAAAUAAAGUAUGUUACUACUUUAGAUCAUUAAUAGUCAAAUGUUAUCCUGAGCCUAUAACAGUCUACACUCUCAUUUUUUUACUUUUUUGUCACUCACAAGGCCACAAGCUCAUAGAUACUAAAGUGUAGAAAUGCAUAUUUGUAUUGUUUAAAUUAGGGGUGUGAAUAUAUGUCAGAAAAUGAUACAGUAGAUCGCGAUACUUUGAAGCCCAAAAGAUUAUCGAUAUGCUCCCGCUAAGAAUUGAUAUAUUGUUUUAAAAAGGUGUCACUGUUUUAAAACAAAACAAAAAAAGAACCAACAGGUAGCUACCAAAAUACAUUACAUUAGAAUAGGGUCCAUGUUAGCUCAUUGGCUGCCGUAUAUAGACUGGAUUGGAAUUCUAGCGCCAUCAAUGGCACUGAAACCAGAGCAUUCACAGUCUUUUUUUGGGCAUUUACAGGUCACUUCCUGUUAAUUUUAGGGCAUUUAAAGGUUCCUUCCUGUUGGUUUUUUUUUUAUUAUUAUUUAACAACACAACAACAAUUCACUAGAAUAAGGCAGACAUAGCAGCAACAACAAAAAUUACAAAUAUUAACACAAAAUAAUAAUAAUGCGAAGUACAAUAUGCCAAGGGGUUUAAAAAAAAAUAAUAUUUCAACAAAAACAUAAAUUUGGAACACAAAUACAGUGGUGCGUCUACUUACAAAAUGAAUUGGGUCUGGAAGUACUUUCGUAACUUGAAAAUUCUGUAAGUAGAGACGCGUUUUCCACAUAAAUGUUCCGUUCUAAGCCCUCAAAAAUUCAGACUUAAAUAUUAUAUAAUGCAAGUAUGUUACAUACAGUAAACUGGAGCUGCGAGUACUAGCCAUACUGUAGUUUUGCCUUUCGUAUCCUGAAAUUUGUAUUGUAAAAUUAUGUAUAGACGUUCAUAAAUAGAGGUACCACUGUGCAAUGUUUUUAGAGCCUUUGAUGCCGAUGUACUUGGACUCCAUUGACGCAUAUGGAUGUCAAUGCCAUUGACGGUCACGGACGUCCAAAUUUCCCAUUUAGCAUCAAUGGCAUUUACUUUGUUUAUUGCCAUUGAUGGCCAUGUUUGUCGAUUCUAUUGAUACCAAUGUACUUGGAUUCCAUUGAUGCAAUUUUAAGUCUUAAUGCCAUUGAUGGCCAUGGACAUUCAAAUUACCCAUUCAUUUUCAAUGGCAAAAGAAAAAUGUCCCAGAUCAACAGGGAAUGAACAGAAAUGACUAGGACAGGCCCUCUAAAUGUCCCCAAAUGACCUGAUAUGACCUGGACACGUCCCCCAAAUGUUCCCAAAUAAUCUGAUUUAAGCAGGUCAAGUGUCCCAAAUGAUCUGAAAUUGUCCCAUACUUGGGCUGGGCUAAGAUCUGUAUCCCCACACAGAAAAGCCCUAGUUUUGACUUUGAUAAAGAUUUAAUAUAGAGAGCCAUAUCUUUUUUUAAAUGAAAUAAAGUGAGGUUGUUAUUUGGAUAUUUUGCACUAAUGAAUAAAAUAAAAAAGCCAAAAAUCCGAUUCCUGUUGAUUUAAUGCCAGCAAUAUGAAGCAAUUAUCAGAGAAUCCCAAAAUUUGAAAAAUAAGGUCCUAAUGAAACCUUUUCUUCAAAUUUGUAAAAUGAAAAGUCAAAAGAAAUAUGUGUAAUAAGCGCUCAGAUAUCUAUAACCCUUGCUAUAUCCUGUUUGUUUUUUUCAUGGAAACUGCAGAUUCAUGUGUUGACUUGCAUCCAUCAUUUUUUUUUUUUUCAAAAAGAAAUGUCAAAACUCUGAACUAGUCUCAAAAUCAUGAAAUUUUAAGUGUAUCAAAUGUGCUACAUACAGAAAUAUUGGGUUAAGUCACCUCCUAUUUAUUUGGGGAAUUUCUUGAGUCACUUCCUUUUUAAUCACACAAAAUCAAAAGGAAGUGACCUGCAAUUGUCCCAAAAUGAAAAGGAAGUGAUCUAAAAUCAGGAGGAAAUGACAUGAAAUGCCUCAAAAUUAAUUCAUUGCCCGGCAUUGGUUGCCACUGACGGCCAUAGAUGUCCAAUCUGUUUGAACUGGGAGUGAUAGCAGCGAAUGAAUGUAUUCGCUGCCAAUCCUCCCAGUUCAAACAGAUUGCACAUCUACUAGUGAUAAAUACAUUCAAAUUCACAGCAGAAGAAUAGAAAGUGCUUGUUUUCCGGUUUAUUACUUGUUUUGUAGAUUAUCCUAGAAUGAUCUCCUGACCCAUGUAUCGGUAAUUUUUGCAUCACCAUAUCAUGAGAUCAUCACCAUCAUGAGCCUUGUAUCCCAAAUCGUAUCAUAUUGUAAGGUACCCAGAGGUUCCCUCCCCUAGUUUAAAUAAAUGCCAUCAGGAAGCAUUGUCUUAACAGACCAAAAAAAAACAACAACAAAAGUAAACUUUUAGGGUCAUUUUUAGGAUAAAUUAAUAAUAAAGCAAUUGUGUCUAUGUUACUGCAGAUCCGUGUUAAUAUGUCGGGAAUUCUGUCCAACUUUCCCAAGCUCGUUUAAAUUUUAGCUAAUGCAACAGAAUGUGUUGCCAGUGUGUUGUGCUGCACAGAUGUGUGUAUGUGUAUGUUGGCAUUUUUAAAUCACUUCUACCUUCGACUGCCUUUGUCACUUUGUUCCAAUGUGGAGGUCAAGUUUGUCAUUUAAAAAAAAUGUGAGGAUCACGUUCCAAAACAAAUGAAAAGGAACGCCGUAGGGGUGUAAAUUUUCAUAGUCCUUCAAAAGACUCAGAAACAGAAUGUGAAAUUACACAUUUGUCCUUAUAAUGAAUGCGAAGGGACUCCAGCUGUGAUGGUGACAUUCCAAUUCAAAUACCACUUCCAUCCAUCGUUACACUUAGAACUUCACAGCUUGAGCACUCAAUUUUUUUUUCACCUGCUUUACUUCCUUUCUCGUUUUUAAUUCUAGUCAAAGCCCCUACCCCUUUUUUGUUCAAUGAAUGAAUGAAUAAACCUGCACUUUUUAGGAGGCCAACAAGUGUCGUCUGCACAAAGACAAGGGGUGAUCAAUAUGCAAAGUCAACACCCUCCCGAAGUGACUAUUGAUAUGAGGAUGUGUGAACUGUAUGCAAAUGAGCGUGGACUGUUAAAGGGGAAGUUCAGAAUUUUUGACAUUAGGCUUAAUAUUCAUGUUAGCAGGGUUUUAAUUAGUGUUGCACUGAUACCAUUUUUUGGCCCCAAUACCAAUACACGGCCGUGCAGUAUCGGCCGAUACCAUGCCGAUAUCACUUUGUCUGAAAUUUGUGUAUUAUAUAUGUAUAUAUAUAUGUGUGUGUGUGUGUGUGUGCAUAAAUAUACAUGUGUGUGUAUAUAUAUAUGUGUGUAUACAGUGGGGAGAACAAGUAUUUGAUACACUACCAAUGUUUUAUGGCGGAAAACACUCAGGUGACUUGAAGUUCCGCUCUGAGACCCACAAUUUGGCCAAAUUUCAAAAUUAUCCAAUAUGCAUGUGUGAUACAUCAUUGGAAAGCUUAAAAUCUCCAUUUUCUGGUGGAAAAAAAAUUUGAACAGGAGGGCAAUUUGAAAAAAAAUAAAUAAAUAAACAGCAAAACCCUAAAUGGAGGUGAGAGCACGCGAGAGCAUAAUUAAAAAUGUUAUGAUUUUAACGAGAUAUUAUCGCGUACUUACCUCUUUUCGAUCCAAAAACUCCAUGUAGCAUGUAUCACAGAGUGUCAUGCGAAUGGCCACAGCCAGAAACUCCAACAAACACCACAGGUGAAAUAGAACGCUUUCUUUGUAGUACCCUAGAAGUAGUACACAAACUAUCCAGCAUGCGUGUCUACUGCCAUUAUGGAGAAAACUUGGAAGCAUGACACAUUUGGACCCAAACGGCUGCUUUUGGAUGGGGAAAAACUAAAAGAGAUCCUCAGCACCCCUUGCUGUGAGUGACUUUCAGCGCCAUACUGUUCAGGCUCUCGAGUGGCUAAGCUAGCGUGAGGCAAUGGUACAUAUUAGCAUGCCAAUAAAAAGCAACAUAUGCAUGCAUAAAAUUCACCGAUGACUAUGUACUCAGUAGCGUUGGCUAUGUUUUCAGGAAAAACAUACUGAAACUUACCAUUGCAUGUCAAUAAUUGAACAGCAACAUUUGUAAUCCAGAAGCUCUGCAGGUUUUAUUGUUCUUUGGUCUUCUUAGGGAAUUUGUGGAAACUUUCUUUUGCCCAUUUCUUUUGUCGGUUUCCAUAGCAUCUAAAUGCACAUCUCACCAUGUUGCAUGUUUUCGAGGAAGGUGGGAAGUUGGAUUUUCCAACCUCCGACAUAGAAGCAUAUCAUUGGAACGUAACUCAAACUGGGAGAUCCUAGUCGAAACAAAAGUACCCACACAUCACGAGUUGCUUCAAUCUGACGUCACGCGACAAAAUGGCGCUGCCUGUCGAAAAAGCAGACUGUCAAUAGUAAAACUAAAGAAGGCAGUUUACAGUGUGUGCUAAUUACCUUAGCUGUUGUUUUUUCCUCCACUAUUUGCUCACUUCCGAGAAGUUAGGUCAAAAUGUCUUUUGAUGGCCAAAAUAAAAAACAACUUGACGCGAUCAGCCAUCAGUGCUGUUUGCAUUCGCUCGGAAUGCUAUGAGGUCACAACUGGUACUAUCCGAGUGGGAUAAGACUGACUUCCUACCUUCCUGAAAUGCAGCAUAAGCAUGAGUGGCCGAGCACUCCUCUCUAUUGUGGGCGCAUUUUUGAAAAAAUAGUCCCGCAGAAUGAAAUGAAUUACGGCCGUUUAGUGUGUGACAUUGUUUUGGCCACAUGGGUAUUUCAAACAAUGAUCUGCAUUUCGAAUUUAUUUGACUAUCUUGGAUCUUUUAAUAUCGUUUUAUAUUGGCAUGCUGAGAUUGUACCAUUGACUCUCACGAGCUUAGCCACUCUGGAGCCCUGAAACUGAGAAAUACCUGAUAAACUGCACGGAAUUUGUUGACAUCAACUCUACAGACCAAAUAAACCCCCGUUAACUCAAAGAUUAAGCCUAAAAUCAAACAUUCUGAACUUCCCCUUUAAUGUCUAUAUGGUUAAAACACAAACUGAGAGUAAGGUUUGUGCUUUCAUGCUGAUCUCCAAUCAAUUGCCAUACAUGCCCCGCUCAAGUUCAAAUUUGAGAAAUAUCAACAACAUGUUUGGCUUCCUUAUUUUUUUUAAGCUAGCUUUUUGUUCGGUUGUUGAUGGAAAUCUGUGGUCGGGAGAAAUGUUGGAAAGAGGUUGAAAAACAACAAUUCAGAUGUCUUGUUUGCUGUUGUAUCUAAAAUCUUCAAAAUUGUCAGUUAUAAACAUAAGAUUUUCAAUUUGUUUGUGUCCUGUUUCUUUCAAGUCAAUCUGCCACAAGUGUGGGUAAACCAUUAUGCUCA
Messenger RNA from Corythoichthys intestinalis (scribbled pipefish), 13181 nucleotides. RefSeq names its product glypican 1b (gene gpc1b). Gene Ontology annotation, cellular component: extracellular region; cell surface; plasma membrane. Lineage: Eukaryota; Metazoa; Chordata; Actinopteri; Syngnathiformes; Syngnathidae. The coding region runs from base 407 to 2065 and encodes 552 amino acids. The record is from RefSeq and is a predicted model, not a curated record. Gene Ontology annotation, biological process: negative regulation of fibroblast growth factor receptor signaling pathway; regulation of protein localization to membrane; cell migration. Gene Ontology annotation, molecular function: fibroblast growth factor binding. The transcript has 10 exons.